AUCGCAGCGCUGGGAAACGUGCAUUGUCCUCACUUCCGCCGUCGCAAGAGCUUUUCUUGACCUCCUCUGCUCGAUAACUUAACCUUUCGCUCAAAGCCUGCUGUCGAGCUGUAGCAUAUCCGUACGGGUUCAUAUAUAGCCAAUUGUCCCCCAAUUCGAGCUUCCCAUUCCCAUAUCCUGUUCGUUUCUCGCAGCUGGGGUGCAUCAACCACCAUGUCCACCCAACCUCUCCUCCAAACAGCCCCAGGUAAACGCAUCGCACUUCCCACGCGCGUCGAGCCCAAAGUCUUCUUCGCCAACGAGCGCACUUUCCUCUCAUGGCUCAACUUCACCGUCAUUCUCGGUGGCCUCGCAAUCGGGCUGCUCAACUUCGGCGAUAAGGUCGGUCAGAUAUCCGCCGGCCUCUUUACACUCGUGGCUAUGGCCGCAAUGGUGUAUGCACUGUUUACCUUCCAUUGGAGAGCGAAGAGCAUACGGAUGAGAGGACAGGGAGGCUUUGACGAUAGGCUAGGCCCGACAAUCCUGGCCAUUGCUUUAUUUGCGGCGGUGGUGGUAAAUUUUAUUUUGAGGGUUACGGGGGCAGGGGGUGGUCAUAAGUGAGGCGAAUUUCUAUCAAGAGAGAAUGGUUGGAGAGAGAGACGAAGGACGAGGACAAAUUGAGAUGCGCCAGCAUCGCAAUGUUCACUGGGAAUGUAUAAACCCUGACCGUAGGAUCGGCAAGCCGAUGGGCACAUAAGCGAAGGAGCCAACUCCAUUUUGGGGGCAUAUGAGUUUCAGAAAGAAGAUGCGGAGGGUUGAAGCCCACUCCAUGGCUGAGAUUUGUUGCUAGCCAGCCCUUGAUAUCCGACUAGAUUGUUUUU
Lindgomyces ingoldianus is the source of this 860-nucleotide messenger RNA. Its product is annotated as vacuolar transporter chaperone 1. The coding region runs from base 214 to 600 and encodes 128 amino acids. The record is from RefSeq and is a predicted model, not a curated record. Gene Ontology annotation, cellular component: fungal-type vacuole membrane; vacuolar transporter chaperone complex. Lineage: Eukaryota; Fungi; Ascomycota; Dothideomycetes; Pleosporales; Lindgomycetaceae. The transcript has 2 exons.